AUGGAAAUGAAUCUCCCUGCUUUUGCCAGUGAUCUAAUUUUAAUUAAAAAUGCUCUGUAUCAAGAGACUGAUGGCCGAUAUAAAGGAAAAGUUGUAAGUGAAGCGGAAACUAAGGGGUAUUUCUCACAGCCAUUUGGAGAGGCAAACUAUGCAAGAGGCACCAGGUUCUCUCUUUCUGGUGACGGACCAACUUCUCAGCCGAACAGCUCCAAGCAAACUACUGUCCUGUCUUGGCAGGCUGCGAUCGAUGCUGCGAGACAGGCCAAGGCUGCCCAAGCUAUGAGCACCUCCGCACCCCCACCUGUCGGAUCUCUCUCCCAAAGAAAACGUCAGCAAUACACCAAGGGCAAGAAACAGGGUAACUCGUCCAACAGCCGGCCUGCCCGCGCCCUCUUCUGCUUAUCACUCAAUAACCCCAUCCGAAGAGCCUGCAUUAGUAUAGUGGAAUGGAAACCAUUUGACAUAUUUAUAUUAUUGGCUAUUUUUGCCAAUUGUGUGGCCUUAGCUAUUUACAUCCCAUUCCCUGAAGAUGAUUCGAAUUCAACAAAUCAUAACUUGGAAAAAGUAGAAUAUGCCUUCCUGAUUAUUUUUACAAUCGAGACAUUUUUGAAGAUUAUAGCUUAUGGAUUAUUGCUACAUCCUAAUGCUUAUGUUAGGAAUGGAUGGAAUUUACUGGAUUUUGUUAUAGUAAUAGUAGGAUUGUUUAGUGUAAUUUUGGAACAAUUAACCAAAGAAACAGAAGGCGGUAACCACUCUGGUGGCAAGUCAGGAGGCUUCGAUGUCAAAGCCCUCCGCGCCUUUCGAGUGUUACGGCCGCUUCGACUAGUAUCAGGAGUGCCCAGUUUACAAGUUGUCCUGAACUCCAUUAUAAAAGCCAUGGUUCCCCUCCUUCACAUAGCCCUUUUGGUAUUAUUUGUAAUCAUAAUCUAUGCUAUUAUAGGAUUGGAACUUUUUAUUGGAAAAAUGCACAAAACAUGUUUUUUUGCUGACUCAGAUAUCGUAGCCGAAGAGGACCCAGCGCCGUGUGCGUUCUCAGGGAAUGGACGCCAGUGUAUCGUUAACGGCACGGAGUGUAGGAGCGGCUGGGUUGGCCCCAACGGAGGCAUCACCAACUUCGAUAACUUUGCCUUUGCUAUGCUCACCGUGUUCCAGUGCAUCACCAUGGAGGGCUGGACAGACGUGCUCUAUUGGGUAAAUGAUGCGAUAGGAUGGGAAUGGCCAUGGGUGUAUUUUGUUAGUCUGAUAAUCCUUGGCUCAUUUUUCGUCCUUAACCUGGUUCUUGGUGUCCUUAGUGGAGAAUUCUCAAAAGAAAGGGAGAAGGCGAAAGCUCGGGGUGAUUUCCAGAAACUGCGGGAGAAGCAGCAGCUGGAAGAGGACCUGAAGGGCUACUUGGACUGGAUCACCCAAGCGGAAGACAUUGAUCCAGAGAAUGAGGAGGAAGGAGGAGAGGAGAGCAAACGAAAUACCAGCAUGCCCACCAGCGAGACGGAAUCUGUGAACACAGAGAACGUAAGUGGCGAAGGCGAGAACCUCGGCUGCUGGGGAACUCUCUGUCAAGCCAUCUCAAAAUCCAAGCUCAGCCGCCGCUGGCGUCGCUGGAACCGGUUCAGUCGCCGAAGAUGUAGGGCCGCCGUGAAGUCUGUCACGUUUUACUGGCUGGUUAUUCUCCUGGUGUUUCUCAACACCCUAACCAUUUCCUCCGAGCACUACAACCAGCCUGACUGGCUGACGCAGGUCCAAGAUAUCGCCAACAAGGUCCUCCUGGCGCUGUUCACCUGCGAGAUGCUGGUGAAGAUGUACAGCCUGGGCCUCCAGGCGUACUUCGUCUCCCUCUUCAACCGCUUUGAUUGCUUCGUGGUGUGCGGGGGCAUCACGGAGACCAUCCUGGUGGAGCUGGAGAUCAUGUCCCCCCUGGGCAUCUCUGUGUUCCGCUGUGUGCGCCUCCUACGGAUUUUCAAAGUGACCAGGCACUGGACGUCCCUGAGCAACCUGGUGGCGUCUUUGCUAAACUCCAUGAAGUCCAUCGCCUCGCUGCUGCUCCUGCUCUUCCUCUUCAUCAUCAUCUUCUCGUUGCUCGGGAUGCAGCUGUUUGGAGGCAAGUUCAAUUUUGACGAGUCUCAAACCAAGAGGAGCACCUUCGACAACUUCCCUCAGGCGCUUCUUACGGUGUUCCAGAUUCUGACAGGUGAAGACUGGAAUGCUGUGAUGUACGACGGCAUCAUGGCGUACGGGGGCCCGUCCUCUUCGGGGAUGAUCGUCUGCAUCUACUUCAUCAUCCUCUUCAUCUGUGGGAACUAUAUUCUACUGAAUGUCUUCUUGGCCAUCGCUGUAGACAAUUUGGCUGAUGCUGAAAGUUUGAAUACUGCUCAGAAAGAGGAAGCUGAAGAAAAGGAAAGGAAAAAGAUUGCCAGAAAAGAAAGCUUGGAAAAUAAAAAGAACCACAAGCCGGAAGUCAAUCAGAUAGCCAACAGUGACAACAAGGUCACAAUUGACCAGUACCAAGAAGAGGAUGAGGACAAGGACCCCUACCCACCCUGCGACGUGCCAGUAGGGGAAGAGGAAGAGGAGGAGGAGGAGGAGGAGGAUGAGCCUGAGGUCCCGGCUGGCCCCCGUCCUCGCAGAAUCUCUGAGUUGAACAUGAAAGAGAAGAUCGUCCCCAUUCCUGAAGGGAGCGCUUUCUUCAUUCUUAGCAAGACCAACCCCAUCCGCGUGGGCUGCCACAAGCUCAUCAACCAUCACGUCUUCACCAACCUCAUCCUUGUCUUCAUCAUGCUGAGCAGCGCGUCCCUGGCCGCCGAGGACCCCAUCCGCAGCCACUCCUUCAGGAACACCAUACUGGGUUACUUUGACUAUGCUUUCACAGCCAUCUUUACGGUUGAAAUCCUGUUAAAGAUGACGACCUUUGGAGCUUUCCUCCACAAAGGGGCCUUCUGCCGGAACUACUUCAACCUGCUGGACAUGCUGGUCGUCGGGGUGUCCCUGGUGUCCUUUGGGAUCCAAUCCAGCGCCAUCUCCGUGGUGAAGAUUCUCAGGGUCUUAAGGGUCCUGAGGCCGCUCAGGGCCAUCAACAGAGCAAAAGGACUUAAGCACGUUGUUCAGUGCGUUUUUGUGGCCAUCCGGACGAUCGGCAACAUCAUGAUCGUCACCACCCUCCUGCAGUUCAUGUUUGCCUGCAUCGGGGUCCAGUUGUUCAAGGGAAAGUUCUACCGCUGCACAGAUGAAGCCAAAAGUAACCCCGAGGAAUGCAGGGGGCUAUUCAUCCUCUACAAGGACGGCGAGGUGGAUAACCCUGUGGUCCGUGAGAGGAUCUGGCAAAACAGCGAUUUCAAUUUCGACAAUGUCCUUUCUGCUAUGAUGGCGCUGUUCACGGUCUCCACAUUCGAGGGCUGGCCUGAGUUGCUGUACAAAGCCAUCGACUCGAACGGAGAGAACGUGGGCCCGAUCUACAACUACCGCGUGGAGAUCUCCAUCUUCUUCAUCAUCUACAUCAUCAUCGUCGCUUUCUUCAUGAUGAACAUCUUCGUGGGUUUCGUCAUUGUCACAUUCCAGGAGCAGGGAGAGAAAGAGUAUAAGAACUGUGAGCUGGACAAAAAUCAGCGUCAGUGUGUGGAAUACGCCUUGAAAGCACGCCCCGUGCGGAGAUACAUCCCCAAAAACCCCUACCAGUACAAGUUCUGGUACGUGGUGAACUCCUCGCCUUUCGAAUACAUGAUGUUUGUCCUCAUCAUGCUCAACACACUCUGCUUGGCCAUGCAGCACUAUGAGCAGUCCAAGAUGUUUAAUGACGCCAUGGACAUUCUGAACAUGGUCUUCACUGGGGUGUUCACUGUCGAGAUGGUUUUGAAGGUCAUUGCGUUUAAGCCUAAGGGGUAUUUUAGUGACGCCUGGAAUACGUUUGACUCCCUCAUCGUAAUCGGCAGCAUUAUAGACGUGGCCCUCAGCGAAGCCGACAACUCUGAAGAGAGCAAUAGAAUCUCCAUCACCUUUUUCCGUCUUUUCCGAGUGAUGCGAUUGGUGAAGCUUCUCAGCAGGGGGGAAGGCAUUCGGACACUGCUGUGGACCUUCAUUAAGUCCUUUCAGGCGCUCCCGUAUGUCGCCCUCCUCAUAGCCAUGCUGUUCUUCAUCUACGCGGUCAUCGGCAUGCAGAUGUUUGGGAAAGUUGCCAUGAGAGACAACAACCAGAUCAACAGGAACAACAAUUUCCAGACCUUUCCCCAGGCGGUGCUGCUGCUGUUCAGGUGUGCGACGGGCGAGGCCUGGCAGGAGAUCAUGCUGGCCUGCCUGCCGGGGAAGCUCUGUGACCCCGAGUCCGAUUACAGCCCCGGGGAGGAGUACUCAUGUGGGAGCAACUUCGCCAUCGUGUACUUCAUCAGCUUCUACAUGCUCUGUGCGUUCCUGAUCAUCAACCUGUUCGUGGCCGUCAUCAUGGAUAAUUUCGAUUAUCUGACCCGGGACUGGUCUAUUCUGGGACCUCACCACUUAGACGAAUUCAAAAGAAUAUGGUCGGAAUACGACCCCGAGGCCAAGGGGAGGAUCAAGCACCUGGACGUGGUCACCCUGCUUCGCCGCAUCCAGCCGCCCCUGGGGUUCGGGAAGCUGUGCCCACACAGAGUGGCCUGUAAGAGACUAGUUGCCAUGAACAUGCCUCUCAACAGUGACGGGACAGUCAUGUUUAACGCAACCCUGUUUGCUCUGGUUCGAACCGCUCUUAAGAUCAAGACGGAAGGGAACCUGGAACAGGCUAAUGAAGAGCUUCGAGCUGUGAUAAAGAAAAUCUGGAAGAAAACCAGCAUGAAGCUACUUGACCAAGUUGUCCCUCCAGCUGGUGAUGAUGAGGUAACCGUGGGGAAGUUCUAUGCCACUUUCCUGAUACAGGACUACUUUAGGAAAUUCAAGAAACGGAAAGAACAAGGACUGGUGGGAAAGUACCCUGCGAAGAACACCACAAUUGCCCUACAGGCGGGGCUGAGGACGCUGCACGACAUCGGGCCGGAGAUCCGGCGGGCUAUCUCGUGCGAUCUGCAGGACGAUGAGCCCGAGGACACGAAGGGAGAAGAGGAAGAUGUAAUCAAAAGAAAUGGUGCCCUGCUUGGAAACCAUGUCAAUCAUGUUAAUAGUGAUAGGAGGGAUUCCCUUCAGCAGACCAAUACCACCCACCGUCCCCUGCAUGUCCAAAGGCCUUCAGUUCCACCUGCAAGUGAUACUGAGAAACCGCUGUUUCCUCCAGCAGGAAAUUCGGUGUGUCAUAACCAUCAUAACCAUAAUUCCAUAGGGAAGCAAGCUCCCAGCUCAACCAAUGCCAAUCUCAAUAAUGCCAAUAUGUCCCAAGCUGCCCCCGGAAAGCAGCCCAGCACCGGGAGCCUUGAGCAUGUGUCUGAGAACGGGCAUGAUUCCUCCCACAAGCACGAGCAUGAGCCUCUGAGAAGGUCCAGUCGGAAAAGAGCCCGCUAUUAUGAAGCUUACAUUAGGUCCGACUCGGGAGACGAGCAGUUCCCCACUAUCUGCCGGGAGGACCCAGAGAUCCCGGGCUACUACAGGGACCCCCGCUGCCUGGGGGAGCCCGAGUACUUCAGCGGGGAGGAGGACUACGAGGAGGACAGCUCGCCCGCCUCCAGCAGGCAGAACUACAGCUACUACAGCCGGCGCCCGGGCAGCAGCCUGGAUUUCGAGCGGCCCCGGGGCUACCACCACCCCCACGGCUUCCUGGAAGACAACGACUCGCCCAUUUGCUAUGAUUCCCACAGAUCUCCACGGAGACGCCUACUACCUCCCACCCCGACAGCGCAUCGGAGAUCCUCCUUCAACUUCGAGUGCCUGCGCCGGCAGAGCAGCCAGGAGGAGGUCCCGCCGUCCCCCACCUUCCCCCACCGCACGGCCCUGCCUCUGCACCUGAUGCAGCAACAGGUCAUGGCAGUUGCGGGCCUGGAUCCAAGCCGAGCCCAGAAGUACUCGCCGAGCCACUCCACCCGGUCGUGGGCCACCCCUCCGGCCACCCCUCCGUACCGGGACUGGGCGCCGUGCUACACCCCCCUGAUCCAGGUGGAGCCCUCGGAGGCCCUGGACCAGGUCAACGGCAGCCUGCCCUCCCUGCACCGCAGCUCCUGGUACACGGACGAGCCCGGGAUCUCCUACCGCACCUUCACACCAGCCAGCUUGACCGUCCCCAGCUGCUUCCACAGCAAAAACAGCGACAAGCAGAGGAGCGCGGACAGCCUGGUGGAGGCAGUCCUGAUAUCCGAAGGCUUAGGGCGGUACGCGAGGGACCCGAAAUUUGUGUCGGCGACAAAGCACGAAAUUGCCGACGCCUGUGACCUCACCAUCGACGAGAUGGAGAGCGCGGCCAGCCACCUGCUGAACGGGACGGUGCACCCCGGGGCCAACGGGGACGUGAGCCCCGACUCGAGCCGGCAGGACUACGAGCUCCAGGACUUCGGGCCAGGUUACAGCGACGAGGAGCCAGACCUGGGGAGGGAGGAGGAGGACCUGGCGGAUGAGAUGAUCUGCAUCACCACCCUGUAG
Pipistrellus nathusii (Nathusius's pipistrelle) is the source of this 6519-nucleotide messenger RNA. Lineage: Eukaryota; Metazoa; Chordata; Mammalia; Chiroptera; Vespertilionidae. The record is from the annotation of a GenBank genome assembly.